GUACCCCAGCCUACUUGUCUCAACUCUCAACCAUUAAUGGCUUCCCAACCCCUAGUAUCUCAUCAUCAGGCUUUGCUAGCGCUUAUGGUUCUGGCAGUGUUAGCCUCCAAAACUUUCGCUACGGUGUUCAUUGUGGGUGGCGAUCAAGGCUGGCGGGCACGCGUCGACUACGCCGUCUGGGCCGAGGGCAAGGUGUUCCGCGUCGGCGACAAGCUUGUUUUCAAGUACCCCAAGUGCUUCCACAACGUGGUGAAGGUGAACGAGUAUCAGUUCCAGAAGUGUAGCGCCCCAAGAGGGGUGAAGGCCCUAGCCACCGGGAACGACGUCGUCGAACUCAAGACUGUUGGGAGGAACUUCUACAUUUGCAGCGUGGGCAGGAACUGCGCCGAUGGCUGCCAGAAGCUUGUGAUUGAUGUGAAGCCACAUCAUGGAACAGCCGGCCAUUAGGCGGCAUUAAUAAGCUAAGCAAAGCUAAGCUAGCUAGCUAGUGCUUUUGUUAUGGCUGGUUGCCCGGUUGUUGAGUGUUGUUUGUGUGUUUCUCAGUGAAACAAAUAUGGGAAUGGCUUGUAAGUCUAUCGGUUAGGGAGAUCUCCAUCUAAGUCAAGGCUUUGUAGUGUCCAAG
Molecule: messenger RNA, 622 nt
Organism: Linum tenue
Lineage: Eukaryota; Viridiplantae; Streptophyta; Magnoliopsida; Malpighiales; Linaceae
Source: the annotation of a GenBank genome assembly